GCGCUGCCCAUCCGAGAGCGAAUGGAGGUCUUUCUCAGCCUCUACGGCAAUACCCUGGUUCGGGAGAGGGACUGUACCUACGUGUCAGACAUUGCACCGGAAUUUGUUGAGAUCGUCACCGACAACUCAUCGCAUCCGCUUGCAGCCGUGGUCGACCUCUCGCAGCUGAAGUUUAAAGACCGCGAUGUGUUGCAGGACGUCUUCAAAGGCUGGUUCCGGGACGUUCCCUUCGACGUCGAGGCGCUCCGAGAGCAGCGCUGUCGGGGCUACUACAGAGCCAGGUACGAUCACCGCAAGAACCUGAUGGACUACGACUACCAGACUUUCAUCAAGGAAGUGGCUGGCAUCAUCCACUGGUUCCACUACAAGCAGUUCGGGCACACCGGCGUGGCCUUCGAGACGCGGCUUGCGAGCUACGCCACGCCUAACCGGACGCUGGCGUCCUACAACGAGGCGAUGGACCGAACCAAAGGCACGACAGUCAUGGUCCGUGGUUUUUGGGGCGACAUCAUCAACAGUCCCUACCAUGCCUUCUGCACGCGGACGGAUCCCGAGGUGAGACAUCGCCUGUUUAAGAUCAACUCGCAGCAGUACCGGCACACGGAGACCGACAUCGCUGAAUACAACCUCACGGCGUAUCUCAGCGAGAUGGAGACCGGUCAGCGCUUCUCGCUGCCGCCGGAGAAGCCCGAGGAGUUCACGUAUCCCUACGCCUCUCCUUUGGACGAGCUGCGUGCGGCGGACAAGGUGGUCGAGGUCAAGGAGGAGGAUGAGAAGAAGGUGGUUGAGGAUGCGCCGCCGCGCGGGCGGCGCGAGAAGAAGGCGAACUGGCCGCCCCUGAGUGAGGCCAUGGAGGGCGUGGAGGUGGUACUCCUCGCAGGUGAUCUCAAAGAGGUCCUAAAGAAGCCAAAGUACAAGGGCCUCUUUCAUCGGGCAUUCGUCGGUGCCAUGGGCUGCAUGCCACUCUUCGAGGAGAUGGGCAUCGUCACCGGCGCCGGGGGCCGAGUUCCCGGUGACUUCGCGAAGAAGCGCGAGGAGUCCGGCAUCGCUGCCUCUUUGGCAGACGGAGCGGAGAUCAUUUGCGAGACCAUGAAGUACCAGGCGCAUUUCGAAGGCUCCACGCGACUGGGUUUCCGACACCGCCUGGCGCAGGCGGGACAUUUGGCUGGCUGGCGGCUUCGCGACGAGCGUAGGGCGCUUCCCCGCCUCGAGAAGGACAUGCAGGAGCGCCAGAGUCGGGCGAAAGAGCGAGAUUCCACCGACUUCAUGCGCUUCGUGGCCAUGCCAGGCGGGAAGACCGCUGAAGCGAGCUGA
Symbiodinium sp. CCMP2456 is the source of this 1314-nucleotide messenger RNA. Lineage: Eukaryota; Dinophyceae; Suessiales; Symbiodiniaceae. The record is from the annotation of a GenBank genome assembly.